Molecule: messenger RNA, 291 nt
Organism: Prunus armeniaca (apricot)
Lineage: Eukaryota; Viridiplantae; Streptophyta; Magnoliopsida; Rosales; Rosaceae
Source: the annotation of a GenBank genome assembly
AUGAGUGGAUGGAAUCGGCCCUCGAGACCGCGGCUGGGUCGCAAUUCGAAUUCGCAGCCCGAGCGUACGUCAACGGUUCGACUUGGACGAGUCCAGCCCCAGGCGCCGGGUCACCGCACUAUUUUCUGCAAUGAUCGCGAGGCCAAUCUCCCCGUCAGAUUCCCGGGGUACAAGUCAGCCAAUACAGCGCAUGAGAAGGGAUUUAACUUUGAUGAUGCCAAGCUUAUGCGAGGAGCUUGGAGGAAUGAGCCUAAUCCUGAUCUUUGUAAGGUAGAUUUUGUUAGUUGUUAG